This is a messenger RNA of Nannizzia gypsea CBS 118893, 1779 nucleotides long. RefSeq names its product 3-oxosteroid 1-dehydrogenase. The transcript has a single exon. The record is from RefSeq and is a predicted model, not a curated record. Lineage: Eukaryota; Fungi; Ascomycota; Eurotiomycetes; Onygenales; Arthrodermataceae. The coding region runs from base 1 to 1779 and encodes 592 amino acids.
AUGAUCAGUCGAUUCGCAUACAGAAGCCCCCGGAAGGCUGCUCGGCUUUGUGGUCGUUUAUCGUCGCACAGUGUGGUUCUACGCGGCAGACGUACUGCCGUUACAGCCAGUGCACCAGCGGCAUUUGACGAAGAGACAGAUGUUCUAGUUAUAGGGAGCGGUGCGGGAGGCUUAACUGCUGCCCUGAGAGCGCAGUCCCACGGCCUUCGGACGCUGGUGGUCGAGAAGGAGGAAGCGCUGGGAGGGACAUCCGCGUACUCUGGUGGUGCCAUGUGGAUUCCAAACAGCCAUCUAUCUGAAGCCGCUGGUGUAAAGGACAGCAAGGAAGAGGCUCUCCAAUACCUCGAAGCAACCAUUGGAGAUGUCGGCCCUGUGUCGUCUCGAGAGCGCAAGGUUGCUUUUCUCGACAAUGGGCCUCGACUGGUUCAGUUCCUGGAGAAGGCCGGAUUCCAAUGGCGCCUGGGAACAGGGGGAUGUCCCGAUUACUUCCCUGAGACACCGGGCAGCUCAAUGUUUGGACGGACGCUAGAACCGAUGAUCUUUGAUAUGAAGAAGCUGGGGUCCUGGAGGAGUUUGGUUCGAAAGCGUCCUGGUCCCCCUAUUGCUGCAUAUGUGACGGAGACCAACAGAGCUCUCAAAUCAGGGGCUUCGUGGACGGACUUCAACGCUCUGCUUAAGAUCGUCCUGCGUCAGGGACUGCUCACUCUGUUUGGCCAGGCUCCCUCGGCGAUGGGCCAGGCACUGGUAUCCCAGCUGCUGUACCUGCACAAACAGGCCGGAACAACGAUACAGCCUAAGACAGCGCUGGUUGACUUGAUCAUGGACGGUUCGACGGUCGUUGGAGCCACGGUCAACCACGAUGGCCGGCAGAAGACCAUCCGGGCCUCUCGUGGAGUCCUUCUUGCCGCGGGGGGUUUCGCUCACAACAAGCAACUCAGGGAGAAAUAUGGUCCUUCGCCGGCCAGUGUUGAAUGGACAAGUGCCCCCCCCGGAGACACAGGGGACGCUAUCACCGCUGCCAUGAAGGUCGGAGCAGCUACGGCACUGCUGGACGAUGCCUGGUGGGGACCGACUGUCCUCUGUCCGGCCCUCGGGACGCCCAUCUUUGCCCUGACCGAGCGAGCUCGUCCGUUCAGUAUCAUUGUUGAUUCCUCCGGGUCGAGGUUCAUGAACGAAGCUGAACCGUAUACGGAUGCUGGCCACCAUCAGUACGAACGACACCAAAAGGUGAACGCCAUCCCAGCCUGGCUGAUAGUUGACCACUCGUUCCGCAAACGAUACAGCAUUGGUAACCUGUUCCCUAUGCGACCUGAUCCAAAGAAGGGGCUCAAGGAAGGAUAUUUAUUCAAGUCCGAUACCAUCCAAGACCUAGCAAGGCAGAUUGGCGUUGAUGCUGCGGGUCUCGAGAAGACGCUCUCUCGAUUCAACCGGAUGGCCAGGGCCGGAGUCGACGAGGACUUUAACCGCGGUGUCUCUGCGUUUGAUAAUUACUUUGGAGACCCCCUGAUAGGACCCAACCCGAACCUGGGGCCGAUCGAGAAGCCGCCGUUCUACGCUGUUCGGAUUGUUCCAGGAGACUUGGGCACCAAGGGGGGUUUACUAACCGACGAAUUUGCGCGGGUGAUCAGGGAGAGUGACGGGAAGCCGAUUGAACGGCUGUAUGCUGCGGGUAAUAGCAGUGCAAGUGUGAUGGGCAGGACUUAUUCUGGCGCUGGCGCUACCAUUUCGCCUGCCAUGACCUUUUCUUUUAUUGCAGCGGAUCAUAUGGCGGGUCAAUGA